GAACCCCCCGGGCCGGCGGGCAGCGGCCACUCCAGACCUCUCCCCGCUGCUCCCGGCUCCGGGUGACCCCACGGCGAGCCCGGCCGCCCGGGAAAACUAUGCCAGGAAUGCAUCCCGGCUGGGUAGCGGCGCAGCAGUCGGAACGAUCCCGGCCCGGGCCGGGGCUGCACGAGGUCGGCCUGCUGGGGACCCAGAGUGACUGAUUCCUACGACCGGGAGGACGGCCUGGGGCUUUUACUCCUGGCAAACAGACGCAAGCUGUGGAGCUGGGCGUUAUCCAGCCAAGCCCUGCUGAGAUCCAGGGAGAACGUAGGGUCUCCAGCGUGAUCAGCUGUAGACGUUGCCAGCUCCUGCAUUUUGGUCAAGAAGUCUCAGGCCCUCUCUCAGCUCUUUGGUUUGCUACCGUGGCCUUGGUGGCAGCCUGCCCCGGUGGUGAGCCCGGGGCUUCCUCCGCCCAUGCAGACACCGCUUCCCACAACUGAGGGCCUUACCGGCCCCCUCUUUGGGGCUUACACACUGCCUACCUUCAAGUUCCAGCCUCGCCGUGAGAGCAUAGACUGGAGGCGCAUUAGCGCCCUGGACGUGGACCGUGUGGCCCGGGAGCUGGACGUGGCCACUCUGCAGGAGAACAUCACCGGGGUCACCUUCUGCAACUUGGAUCGGGAGACCUGCAGCCGCUGCGGGCAGCCGGUGGACCCGGCGCUGCUGAAGGUGCUGCGCCUGGCGCAGCUCAUCAUCGAGUACCUGCUGCACUGCCAGGACUGCCUGAGCACCAGCGUUGCCCAGCUGGAGGCGCGGCUGCAGGCCAGCCUGGGCCAGCAGCAGCGUGGCCAGCAGGAGCUGGGCCGCCAGGCUGAUGAGCUCAAGGGCGUGCGGGAGGAGAGCCGCCGGCGCCGCAAGAUGAUCAGCGCACUGCAACAGCUGCUCAUGCAAACAGGUGCCCACAGCUACCACACGUGCCACCUGUGUGACAAGACGUUCAUGAACGCCACCUUCCUCCGAGGCCACAUCCAGCGCAGGCACACAGGCACGGCAGGAGACUCCACAGGAAAGCAGAAGCAGGAGGAGCCGGUGGAGGAGGUGUUAGAGGAGCUGCGAGCCAAGCUGAAGUGGACCCAAGGGGAGCUGGAAGCCCAGAGGGAGGCCGAGAGGCAGCGGCAGCUCCAGGAAGCAGAGCUCACUCGCCAGAGAGAAAUUGAAGCUAAGAAAGAAUUUGACGAAUGGAAAGAAAAAGAGCAGACCAAGUUUUAUGGGGAACUAGAUAAGCUGAAAAAACUAUUCUGGGAUGAAGUUCAAAGUGUCGCCAACCAGAACUCUACGCUGGAAGAGAAACUUCAGGCACUGCAGUGUCACAGCGUGACUCAGUCCAACCUGGGAUCGCUGCGGGAUGAGGAGUCAGAGGAGCGACUCCGGCAAGCACAGGAGCUGCAGGCCCUGAGAGAGAAGAUGGAAACUCAGAGAACAGAGUGGAAGAGAAAAAUGAAGACCCUGCAGGAGCAGCACGCGGUUGAGAAGAGAGAGCUGAAGGAGGAGAACGAGAGGCUCCAGGCCGCCCUCACUCAGGACCAGAGGAAGGCGGCGGCCCAGUCCCAGCGCCAGAUCAGUGCGCUCCACGCCCGGCUGCAGGAGCAAGCCCGCCUCAUCGCCUCCCAGGAGGAGAAGAUCCAGGCCUUGUCCUGCAGGAAGGCCGAGGGGACCCCGGAGGCGCCCAAGGCUGUGGACACAGAGGAGGACUCUCCUGAGGAAGAACCGGAGGACCCCCGGGAGGAGCAGCGGAAGGUGCUGGCGGCUCUGAGGCGGAACCCCACCUUGCUGAAGCAGUUCAGGCCAAUCCUGGAAGACACCCUGGAAGAGAAACUGGAAAGCAUGGGGAUCAAGAGGGAUGCAAAGGGGAUCUCGCUUCAGACCCUCGGACGCCUGGAGUCCCUGCUCCGAGCCCAGCGUGGGCAGAAGGCCAGGAAGUUUGCGGAAUUUCUGAGGCUGAGGGAAAAACUUGUGGAGGAAGCCAGCAGCAGAGUGGAGGAGAGGCAGGAGAAGAGGGCCGCGGGGUCCCGGCCAGUCCAAAGCCGGCGGAGCACGCUGGUCACCAGAGAGGCCCAGCCAAAGCCCAGGACCUUGAAUGUGGCCUUGCCCUCCAAGCCAGCACAGCUGCCCACGCCUGCUCCUCAGACUCACGGCAGCCGUGGCCCUGGCCCCACUCAGGUGUCCACCCCCGUUCCGCGCCCCAGAGCCCAUGGACCUCCCAGCGCUGCUUCCCCUGGGCCUGGGCUGAGCACCACGUCCCCGUUCAGCUCUGAGGAGGACUCGGAAGGAGACGCCGUGAAGCCUGUGUCCCUUCAGCCCCCGCAAGCUGCCCCCCGGAUGGCGGCCCGGGCAGGGGAUGGCUGGGACUGGUCUGACACCGAGACCUCCGAGGAGCGCGCCCAGCCCCCUGGCCAGGGCUCAGCAGGGCUGGCUUCCUCCGAAACCCUCGUGCAGUCCAUGGUCCGGAAUCUCGAGAAGCAGCUGGAGACGCCCGUGAAGAAGCCCGCAGGAGGGGUCAGUCUGUUCUCAAGGCCGAACGCUGGCCCACGGGGAGCGGCCCCAGCAGGAAGGAAGGCCCAGUUUUCUGAAGAUGAGAGUGACCUGGAGAUCUCGUCCUUGGAAGAUAUUCCCCAGGACUUGGACCAGCGAGAGAAACCGAAGCCCUUGUCUCGCUCGAAGCUCCCAGAGACGUUUGGCAACAGUCCUUGGAGCUCUGGCCAAUCCAGGGUCGCUGGCUGGUGAUCUCUCCCCUUGUCUGGUGUCUCGCGAGCCAGCCUUGUCACCUGGCUGGGGUCCUCUUGGGUCCCACGCCAGCAGAACAGGCUCUGAGCCUCUUGUCUGUACCAGUGAGCAAGAGGUGUUGGCCUUGGAAAGAAGCAGCGCAGGGGAUGUGUGUGAUCUCUCCCCUCCCCGCCUGUCAGGGGUCCUGAACCCAAGAGCCAGGGCUGCCUGGCUGGGUCCCCAGGCCCCAGAGCUUGAGAAACGGUUAGAGCAGGACCUCCACGUGGUUUCUUUUCUCCGUCUCCAUGUGCACUCCAGUGGAAGGGGUCACUUGGUCUUUUUUCUUGAAACUUUUGUAAGGAACACUGUAGAGAUGAACCCUAUAGGUUUUUUUUUUUUUUUUUUUUUUGGGGGGGGGCACGUAAGCCUUAAUCAUGCAAGGGUCGAUCUGAUUUCAGUUACUGGGUGUCUACCCGGUGUGAGUUCUCCAGCCUCUCUCACUGCUGAGCUGGGGUACAAGCGGAGGUGGGUGGAAGGACACCCACGAGGCAGUGCCAGCACAGAGCAGUGACCUGGUGAUGGAGAUUAGGGUGCUCUGGGAGAGCUUGAGAGGCUGCCAACCCCAGUGUGGGGGCGACCUUGGGAUGUUUGUGAUCCCUGACAGGGCCUGUUCAUGGGUGGGAGGAAAAGGGGGCCAGUGGGCUGGGACCUCGUGUGCCCAAAGGACCACAAACUUAAGUUUUGAUAUUAUUUCUAAAAUCAGGUUGUACACUAGGAGGAUUCAGAAGGUAGACUGAAAAUCAUUUAUCUAUUUGAAAGAUAUCGAGGUGGGGGUAGGAGCGGGGAGAGAGAGAGAGAGACAGAGAACUCCCAUUUGUUGGUUCAUUCCCCAAAUGCCUGCAAUGGCUGGGAUUGGCUUGGGCUGAAGCCAGGCUCUGGCAACUCAGUCCAGGCCUCCCAGUGGGUGGCAGGAACCCAAUUACUUGAGUCCUCACUGCUGUCUCCGAAGCUCUACAUUGGUGGGAAGCUGGAGCCAGGAAUUUAACUCAGGCCCUCUGGUGUGGGACAACGGUGUCUUAACCAGCAGGCUAAAUUUGCCUGCCAUUACACUGUCGUCUAAUUACUUACUUUCUGCAGAGUUUUUGAAAUGCCCUCAUCCAUGGUCAUUAUAUUUUUUUGGUGUGAAAAAUGUUAAUUUAUUGUGUGUAUUUAAAAUAUACC
Lepus europaeus (European hare) is the source of this 3966-nucleotide messenger RNA. RefSeq names its product DAZ interacting zinc finger protein 1 like (gene DZIP1L). Gene Ontology annotation, biological process: cilium assembly. Gene Ontology annotation, cellular component: ciliary basal body; cytoplasm. The record is from RefSeq and is a predicted model, not a curated record. Lineage: Eukaryota; Metazoa; Chordata; Mammalia; Lagomorpha; Leporidae. The coding region runs from base 457 to 2766 and encodes 769 amino acids. The transcript is spliced from 17 exons.